This is a messenger RNA of Blumeria graminis f. sp. triticale, 2061 nucleotides long. The record is from the annotation of a GenBank genome assembly. Lineage: Eukaryota; Fungi; Ascomycota; Leotiomycetes; Helotiales; Erysiphaceae.
AUGAAACCUCAAAAUAGCUUCUAUGACCAAGGAUAUCGAGUAUCAUCUCUAGAAAAGCAUAAAACAGAUUCACGGGAUAUUACUAAGACUCAAACGUAUGAAAAUCCUAGAGGAGCUCGGGACUCUAUUUUUCCCGCAACCUCAGAAGUUUCGAAAUCUAGAGAUGAAAGAAAAUCACAGAUAGGACCAUGGAAACUUGGAAAGACACUAGGAAGGGGAUCCACUGCACGCGUUAGACUAGCACAUCAUGAAUUGACCGGCCAGCAAGCAGCUGUGAAAAUUGUCCAGAAAUCGAGUGCGCGGAUGUUGCAGUCCGGAAGUCUUGCAAGUUUUGAUCGACUACAUUCAGAUUUGGGCGAAAAAAAAGAGAGAACAAAUCAGAUGCCAAUAGGAAUAGAAAGGGAGGUAGCUAUCUUGAAGCUGAUACAGCAUCCCAAUGUCAUGAAACUGUAUGAUAUUUGGGAAAAUAAAACAGAAAUCUAUUUGUGCCUUGAGUACGUUGAUAAUGGAGAGCUUUUUGAAAAAAUUGCCCUAAAAGGAGGUCUUGGAGAAGAAGAAGCCAUAAGAUACUUUAGGCAAAUUCUCAGCGCUUUAGAAUAUUGUCAUUCGUUUAAUAUUUGUCAUCGUGAUCUAAAACCUGAGAACAUAUUACUUACAAGUAAUGGAGAAAUUAAGAUCGCAGAUUUUGGAAUGGCUGCCUUGCAUCAAACUCCCAAUCAUCAGCUUACGACCUCAUGUGGAAGUCCUCAUUAUGCUGCGCCAGAGUUGAUCAGUGGUUCUAGAUAUCGUGGGAAUGCGGUGGAUAUAUGGAGCAUGGGGGUAAUUCUUUAUGCUACGCUUUCAGGACAAUUACCUUUCGAUGUGGCAGGGGUAUCGAAGAAUUGGCUCACUCCACUAUUGAAUAAGAUCAAAAAAGCAGAAUAUGAAAUGUUGGAUGAGUUUAGCCCUGAAGCGAAAAGCCUCAUACGAAAGAUGUUGCAAGCUGCCCCAAAAGAUAGAAUCACGAUAAGCCGAAUUUGGAGACAUCCCCUACUUAUCAAGUAUAACUAUUUAGACAACCUUGGAUCAAAAUUGUAUCCCACAGAUUUCAACUCUAAGGAAUAUGGACGGUUAUUACCUCAGAAAAGCGAGAUUAAUCCCAUUAUUUUUCGUCAUUUGAGAUCAAUGUGGCAUUUAUUUUCAGAAAAAAAACUGAUGGCAGCACUUCUUAGUAGUGAGCCGAAUGACCAAAAGCGUUUUUAUGUCCUCUUGAUGAAAUAUCGAGAUUCUCAAUUGGAGAACUACUCUCCUGAUAAAAUAUCUCAUGGAUUUGAGAAUCGUUAUGUCAAGCCUUUCAAGUUAACUAAAUCCCUUUCUAUUCGGGAACAUCAUAAGAAAAUAAAUAAUAAUAGUUUUGGAAGGCGGAUCUCAAGGUUUACGGUAAUAAGUAAUGGGAGUCAAAGUAGAAAGACAUCUAUCCCUCUAAAUUCUAUCUAUAUUUCCAGAUUAGAUUGUUUAAAAAAAGAUGAGAAAAUAACUAACUUUUCUAGUGGAACCAACGCAAAAAUCAAAGGGUAUUCUAUCUGCAAAUCAACAAAUACCGCAGCUAGUACGGGCUAUCAACAGCCGGUACCAUCUAGAGCUUAUGCUACACGAAGCUCGUUGUCUUGCUCUACAAUGAGUCAAAAUUUCACUGAUGGGAUUCCAGCUCCAGUUACGAGACGCCUAAAAGUAGGUUACGGACGCUGGAAAAGAGUGUCUCGUAGCGAUCUUGAAUCAACUUCUUUAAAUUCACUGGCAGCUAGGAGCUAUAGACGGCGGACAAAUUUUUUUAGAACUAAUAAUGGUGAGCCUAUUCUUUUACCAGGGUAUAAGAGAUCUAGGUUAAUCAAAGCAUUACUCUAUACUACAAAAGUAAAGAUGGAACCAGUGCAAAUUUUAAAAUCCUUGCAUCAUCAGCUAAUUAAUUCUCUAAAGUUUUCACUAAUUUCCCGCCAAAAAUUCCACAUCAACAAGAUCGAGAUGGGUUUAGACCGCUGCUUAUGGGCGAGUCUACGAAAGCCAGCACUAAAAGGGAUCUAG